Molecule: messenger RNA, 971 nt
Organism: Moneuplotes crassus
Lineage: Eukaryota; Ciliophora; Spirotrichea; Euplotida; Euplotidae
Source: the annotation of a GenBank genome assembly
AUGCUAAAUAAAACUACCAAGAACCUUGGAAACUCAGAUUAUUCGGAUGCCAACUUCCAUACAGAAAUGCUGAAUCGUGUGAGAUUCAAUAAGAAAGGGCAGAAGAGUGAGCUACCUGCUAUACAGAAUCUAGGAAGUAGGAAGAAACCUGACCAUUCUAACAGUAUGAAUGAUCUAACUGGAUUAAUCACUAGUUCUCAGCUUAAUAAGAAGAGAGGGUUGCAUGAGGAGGGUUACAAUAAGAGUGCUUCUAAUUCGAGGCUGUUGGACAAUAGGCAAGAUAACAGCUUUGAUGUUAACCAUAAGCAUGCUCAGAGUUGAGUGAGGCAUACUAACAGUCCUAUUCGUGAUCCUUUCAGUAAUGAAUACACUGAGCUAAGGUUUGUUAAGAACAAAAGAAAUAUUAGAAUGUCUGAUUUCCUUAAGAAACCGGCAAUCGAUUUUAUGUACAAAAGGAAAUAUAGAAAAUAAUAAUAAGAUCAGAACAUCCUUCUCAACUAGAAAAGUUAGAGAUCAGGAUAACUCUUUUGGAAAUCUGUCUAUCAAAGGGACUGAUGUAGUCUAUAGUUUCAGGAAGGAUAGUCCUAAGAAGAGAAAUAAUAGGGAAAAGCAUCAAUCUCUCCAGAAUGAACAAGAUAUCUCAGAUUUCAACAGUUCUCAUCAAAAUAGAGAAACUAGAAAUAUUUCUCAUCAAGAGUUUAACUCUGAAGCUAUUAAGCCGGUUACUUUCAAGAUUGAAGGAGAUAAUACAAGAAAUUUGACACAGUUGAAGAACUAUAGUAAGAAAAUAUUCAUCACUAAACUGUUGAAUAAAUCCGCAUACAAGAGAUCAAGAGGGCUUAACAAAAAGCACUAUUACGUGAAGGGUACAAAGAUCCACAGCUUGCUUAAAAACCAGAAAUUAUGCCUGUAUGCUUCAAAGCUCAGCCACUACGUGCACCAAAAGAUCCUCUUAGACUCGUAAGUUUCUU